AGAUGGGUGUUCCUCCAGAUAAUUCACUGGACGUUGCGAUUGGUUCAUCUCAUCAACCAACCAGAAUAAAAGGACCGCCCCAAACUCCUUUCAGAUGCCUUUUGUGCCACCGUGUGCGUCUUUGUAUUGUGUUCCUGUUUUGCAAUUCGACCUUUGUAUAUUUGAAUAUAUUACCAGAGAGAACUGUCUAGUCCUGUUGUUGAUAUGACCUAAGCCUGUUUUGACUACGAGUGUGGAUUUUGUUUUGGAUUGGUUAGCCGUUUGUAAAUAUUAUUGUAAAUAGUACGUUUCAUUGUAUUAAGGGUUGUAGGAGGUUUGACGCCAUUUCUUUUGUUGUAUAGAUUUUGCACUCUGUUUUUUUGGUUAGGAAGUUAGGUAAGGAUUAUGUAUUUUAUUUUAUUUUAUUUUUAGGAAUUUAGUUCAUUUUGGGCAAAGACCAUUUUGUUUAUUAUUUUGGCCUUGUCAACCUCUGAAGUUGGAACCCUUCCUUUUUUUGCUUAGAAAUAAAAGAAAUACAUUUUCCAAAUUCCUCUGCUAGUGAGACUCAUUUUACUCACCUUUUGCUACGACACAGUCCCCUAGACGGUCGUAACAAAAUUGGGGGCUCGUCCGACUCUUUCUACCGAAAAAGAAAACUUAUGAAAUUGUCCUUGUGUUAGCAUUUGCCUAGUGGUUUGCAUUUUAAGGAGGAGGGAAUUGGAAAUGUCUUCUAAAUUUGAAUUAGAUCAAUUCGCGAUCCAGCCAACAGCACAGCAAUUGGACAUUUGCCGCAAAGAUGAUUUGUUCGCUAUUGCAGAUUUGUAUCGGAUUCAGGUGGCUUGUGGUGCUAGGAAAGCAGAAAUAAAAGGAGUGAUCCAUGAGCAUUUGAUUGAGCAGGGGGUUUUACCUGGGGAACGCGAAGCAGGUGUUGCACCUGAAAUGUCGGCUUCCGUGGAUGAGGGGGAGGAGCAACCCAAACCCACGGAGAUGGCUAGCAUAGAUCCUGCUACUCUUCCGUCUCCUAGUAAUCCCUUGCUGGCAAUCAGAUUGAAAGAGCUUGACUUAGAGCUGAGCAGACAGCAGUACCAGAGUCAACUGUUGCAGGUGCGGACGGUUGAACUGGAAACCCAACGAGCAAUCAGGCUCAAGGAGCUGGACCUGGAGCUAAAAGCCCAACAACCAGCUUACUUCCCCGCUGCUGAGGCGCCCAGCGUGAAUGUGCCAGUUUCAGCUCCCGUCAAUGCUUCCACUCCGAGUCCCAUUCCUGCACCACGAUCGCCUUUCCAAAUGGGUGUUCCUCCAGAUAAUUCACUGGACGUUGCGAUUGGUUCAUCUCAUCAACCAACCAGAAUAAAAGGACCGCCCCAAACUCCUUUCAGAUGCCUUUUGUGCCACCGUGUGCGUCUUUGUAUUGUGUUCCUGUUUUGCAAUUCGACCUUUGUAUAUUUGAAUAUAUUACCAGAGAGAACUGUCUAGUCCUGUUGUUGAUAUGACCUAAGCCUGUUUUGACUACGAGUGUGGAUUUUGUUUUGGAUUGGUUAGCCGUUUGUAAAUAUUAUUGUAAAUAGUACGUUUCAUUGUAUUAAGGGUUGUAGGAGGUUUGACGCCAUUUCUUUUGUUGUAUAGAUUUUGCACUCUGUUUUUUUGGUUAGGAAGUUAGGUAAGGAUUAUGUAUUUUAUUUUAUUUUAUUUUUAGGAAUUUAGUUCAUUUUGGGCAAAGACCAUUUUGUUUAUUAUUUUGGCCUUGUCAACCUCUGAAGUUGGAACCCUUCCUUUUUUUGCUUAGAAAUAAAAGAAAUACAUUUUCCAAAUUCCUCUGCUAGUGAGACUCAUUUUAC
This is a messenger RNA of Clarias gariepinus (North African catfish), 1817 nucleotides long. RefSeq lists its product as uncharacterized. The transcript has 2 exons. Bases 703 to 1455 code for a protein of 250 amino acids. NCBI's taxonomy places the organism in Eukaryota, Metazoa, Chordata, Actinopteri, Siluriformes, Clariidae. The record is from RefSeq and is a predicted model, not a curated record.